GGGUACCGGGAGCUGGGGCCCAACUCCUACAAAACGAAGGGCGUCGUCUGGUGUAGACCUACGGAGCUGUGUUCCUGUCCGCGGUUCAUCGCCGGAGGAGCCACGCGCACCGACAUCUGCCAAGGAGCCCUGGGGGACUGCUGGCUCUUGGCAGCUAUUGCUUCCCUCACCCUGAAUGAAGAAAUUCUGGCCCGUGUUGUUCCCAGAGACCAGAGCUUCCAGGAUGAAUAUGCAGGAAUCUUCCACUUCCAGUUCUGGCAGUAUGGAGAGUGGGUGGACGUUGUGGUGGAUGACCGGCUGCCCACCAAGAAUGGGGAGCUGCUCUUCGUGCACUCAGCGGAGGGCAGCGAGUUCUGGAGCGCGUUGCUGGAGAAGGCCUAUGCCAAGCUGAAUGGAUCAUACGAGGCUCUCUCCGGUGGCACCACCACUGAAGGCUUUGAGGACUUCACUGGUGGGAUUGCAGAAUGGUAUGAGCUGCAGAAGGCACCACCCAACCUCUUCAAAAUCAUUCAGAAAGCACUGCAGAAAGGCUCGCUCCUUGGCUGCUCCAUCGAUAUCACCAGUGCAGCUGAGACGGAGGCAGUCACAUCGCAGAAACUGGUGAAGGGACACGCGUACUCCGUCACUGGGGCAGAGGAGGUGAACUUCCGUGGAAGUAUCCAGAAGCUCAUCAGAAUCCGAAAUCCCUGGGGGGAAGUGGAGUGGACAGGGAAAUGGAAUGAUAACUGCCCAAACUGGAGUGGUGUUGACCCAGAGGUGCGGGAGCGGCUGACGAGGAGACAUGAAGAUGGGGAGUUUUGGAUGGCCUUCAAUGACUUUCUGAGGCACUACUCCCGCCUGGAAAUCUGCAAUCUGACUCCAGACACUCUGUCAAGUGACAGGUACAAGAAGUGGAGCUUGCUGAAGCUGGAUGGAAACUGGAGGCGAGGAGCUACUGCGGGGGGCUGCAGGAAUUACCCAAACACUUUCUGGACGAAUCCGCAGUAUUUAAUUAAGCUGGAGGAAGAAGAUGAGGAUCCUGAUGAUCCUGAGGGAGGCUGCACAUUUCUUAUUGGCCUGAUUCAGAAGCAUCGGAGGAAGCAGAGGAAGAUGGGAGAGGACAUGCAUACCAUUGGCUUUGCAAUUUAUGAGGUGCCCCCAGAGUUUUCUGGCCAGACGAAUAUUCAUCUGAGCAAAAAUUUUUUCCUGACUAACAAAGCAAGAGAAAAAUCCAACACCUUCAUCAACCUCCGGGAAGUGCUGAAUCGGUUCAAGCUCCCCGCGGGAGAAUACAUCAUUGUGCCCUCUACCUUUGAACCCAACUUGAAUGGAGACUUCUGCCUCCGAGUCUUCUCCGAGAAAAACGCAAACUCAGCGGUUAUAGAUGAUGAAAUAGAGGCCAACUUUGAAGAGACUGAGAUCAGUGAAGAUGACAUUGAGCCUAGCUUCAAAAAGCUUUUUGGGCAGCUGGCAGGAAGCGAUGCAGAGAUCUCUGCCUUCGAGCUGCGCAGCAUCCUGAAUAAAAUCUUGGCUAAGCGCCAAGAUAUUAAAUCUGAUGGCUUUAGCAUCGAGACAUGCAAAAUAAUGGUUGACCUGCUAGAUAAUGAUGGGAGUGGAAAACUGGGGCUGAAGGAGUUCCACACACUCUGGACAAAGAUUCAGAAAUAUCAGAAAAUUUACAGGGAAAUUGACGUGGAUCGAUCUGGAACUAUGAAUUCAUAUGAGAUGAGGAGAGCACUGGAAGCUGCAGGGUUCAAGUUGAAUGGCCAGUUACAUCAAAUCAUUGUGGCUCGGUUUGCUGAUGAAGACCUCAUCAUUGACUUCGAUAAUUUUGUCCGGUGCUUGAUUCGGCUGGAAACCUUGUUUAAAAUGUUUAGAAAACUGGAUACCGAGAAAACUGGGACAAUAGAAUUGAACCUCAUUAAUUGGCUCUUCUUCACUAUCAUUUGAACUACUGCCAUCAGCCCAAGAUGCUUCAAAAAGAUGAAGAUCAGCUGAAGACGAUCAAACAGCACACAAAGCAAAAAAUACAUAUAUGCUAAAUUACACGUGCCUUAACUUACAAGAGGGAACUUUGCACACGCUUAUGAGGAGGAAAAAGCUAAUUCCAUGGCAGAAGAAUCUGCAACCUUGUUUAAUAGGUUUAAUAGUCUUUAUAUAAUCCUAUGUACCCUCUGUACAGCUUUAUUACUGUAUAAAUCCUCAGUGCAACUUCUGAAAAUAUUUCUUUACUAAUAUCUUCCUGUGUAAUGUGGGAAGAUCAUUAUGCUUGAAUAAGGGCUUUUGUAAUAGCAGCACCACAAAGUCCCGCAUAUCUGAAAAGGGAUGGUAUUGCAACAUCACAUAACACGGGUGUUCAGGUCAGACCUGGGGCCCUGCAUGUUUUCUGUUAAGCUUCAGCAUUAUUCAUUCAGGUUAAAUAUUUUUUGAAGGACUUGAGUAGCAAGUAACACAUUUAAGCAAACUGAAGACAAGUCUCUGCGUCCUGACCAUUGAUAUCCCUGGAGAGGGAAAAGGCUGUCAGCAACUCAGCCCUCAGAUAAAGCACAUGCUCUCAGGUCUUGAGUUCCUGCAUCUUUUUUUAAUCUUCCUUUGAAAUACAAGUAUUUAAAUAAAAAGAUAACAGUGGAAAUAA
Messenger RNA from Meleagris gallopavo (turkey), 2614 nucleotides. Its product is annotated as calpain-2 catalytic subunit. The record is from RefSeq and is a predicted model, not a curated record. Gene Ontology annotation, cellular component: cytoplasm. Lineage: Eukaryota; Metazoa; Chordata; Aves; Galliformes; Phasianidae. Gene Ontology annotation, biological process: proteolysis. Gene Ontology annotation, molecular function: calcium ion binding; calcium-dependent cysteine-type endopeptidase activity.